UUAUUAUUUAAAGACUUCUGCGAGACGAUGUUCCUGGAGCCAGUCCCGCAACUCAAGUUCCUAGAAGAGAUACGAAACUACGAGAAAAUAGAGAACGCCGAGGAGAGAAGGAAGCGCGCCAGAGAUAUUUAUGACAAUUUUAUAAUGAAGGAACUCCUAUCGAAUUCGCACCUUUGUGCGAGCCAGUCGAGUGAGGGGCAGCAUGGUAAGCUUUAUCAUGGGUCGGCCAGAGGCGGUGUGGGUAGAGCUCUGCUGACGGGGCUUUCUCCCUCGCGAUUUCUUGGGUUCUUCGCUCUGCCAGGGGGCGUUCCGUACGACCCACCACAGCGUUUGCAGCACCUGACUAACUACAACAAGGAUUCUGUUGAGUUCGUUCAGCAGCACCUCACAAAGAACGAGGUCCCCACCGACCUCUUCGAGCCGUACAUUGAAGAAAUCCUCAUGACUUUGCGUGGAGAGCUCUUCGAUCGUUUCGUUGAAAGUGAAAAGUACACCAGAUUUUGUCAAUGGAAAAACUUGGAGCUCAAUAUUCAGUUAACAAUGAACGACUUUAGCGUACAUCGCAUCAUCGGGCGUGGAGGCUUCGGUGAGGUGUACGGCUGUCGGAAGGCUGACACUGGCAAGAUGUAUGCAAUGAAGUGUCUUGAUAAGAAGAGGAUCAAAAUGAAGCAAGGAGAGACACUUGCUCUCAAUGAGAGGAUAAUGCUGAGUCUCGUCAGCACUGGCGUGGACUGUCCAUUCAUCGUAUGCAUGACUUACGCGUUUCACACUCCCGACAAGCUGUGCUUCAUCUUGGACCUGAUGAACGGCGGUGACCUCCACUACCACCUCUCCCAACACGGUGUAUUCGACGAGAACGAAAUGAAGUUCUACGCUGCCGAAGUCACUCUAGGCCUGGAACACAUGCACCGACGCUACAUCGUUUACCGGGACUUGAAGCCCGCGAAUAUCCUGCUGGACGAGCACGGCCACGUCCGGAUAUCUGAUCUCGGCCUCGCCUGUGACUUCUCAACUAAGAAGCCGCAUGCUUCUGUAGGCACCCACGGCUACAUGGCGCCAGAGGUGCUCAGCAAAGGCACGGCGUACGACAGCUCCGCGGACUGGUUCUCGUUCGGCUGUAUGCUCUACAAGUUACUUAAAGGCCACUCACCUUUCCGGCAACACAAGACUAGGGAUAAGCAUGAAAUUGACCGCAUGACUUUAACCAUGAACGUAGAACUGCCCGACACGUUCACCAACGAGCUGAGGUCGUUACUGGAGAGCCUCUUACACCGCGACGUCGACAAGAGACUAGGAUGCCGUGGCAGAGGAGCGGACGAGAUCAAAGAGCACGCAUUCUUCCGGAGCUUAGACUGGCAGCAGGUGUACGUGCAGCAAUACCCGCCGCCUCUCAUACCCCCCAGAGGCGAGGUCAAUGCUGCUGAUGCUUUCGACAUCGGCUCCUUUGACGAAGAAGAUACCAAGGGCAUUAAAUUGACGGAGGCAGAUCAGGCGCUCUACCAGAAUUUCCCGCUGGUGAUCAGCGAGCGCUGGCAGACCGAGGUGGCGGAGACUGUGUUCGAGGCCAUCAACCAGGAGGCCGACAAACAUGAGCUCAAGAAGAAAGCCAAGCAUAAACAUAAGUUCGACACCGACGAAAAAGAAUCGGAUUGCAUCAUUCAUGGAUAUAUCAAGAAGCUGGGCGGGCCUUUCACAUCGGCGUGGCAAACACGCUACGCAAAACUCUACCCUAACAGGGUUGAGCUUCAUGCUGAUUCAGGGUCCGGAAAACCUGAACUUAUUUUCAUGGACCAGCUGGAGGAAGUAUCGUCCGAUCUGGUGCAGUACAAAGGAGAAAACUGCAUCGUGCUCAAAACCAAAGAUAAUAAGAUCGUCCUCACAAACCCUGACGAGAUCGGUCUAAAGGAGUGGGCCAACUCGCUAAGAACGGCGCACAAGAUGUCCCUGGAACUGUUGAGUAACAUGGCCCGCAAAGCUGGAAAAAUUUACGGUGCUGCUUCUGAUGCCCCGGUGCCCGCAUGUCCAGGAGCAGCUGCAGCGGGUGCUCAUAAGGCGCCGCUACUUACUAGGAACGGUAAUUGAGUGCAAUGUAUUAAGAUCAUUUAAUCGCUGCUUAAAUCGCAAGCUAACUCAGAAUUUGAAGCAGAAAACCGCCACAAAAUUCAGCAUAUUUUCAUUGACAAUACGUCGUAUAGUUCCAUCAUCAGUUCUGCAAUAGUUCAACAAAAAUCUGGUGAAUCUUCGUGUCGUUUUAUUUAUUUUUUAAUACUUACUUGAAACUCUUCACAGUCUGACGCACUUCUUCAUGGGAUAAAAGUUUCUUGCUAGAUACAUACUCACCCGAAAGCCAUGUUUUCACUGUGAAAGUUCAAGACAAUUUUUGGAAACGAGCAUUCGAAUUCUCGCCUUAUUUACCAAAAAAUAUGAGCCAAUGUUGUGAAGAAACUGUCUCUGAGGGCUGCCCUUGUGGUCUCUAAUGUAUUUGUUUUUAGGGCAAAAACUUGGCUAACGGCGUGCAGUUUUUCCGGUGCUGACAAAAGGCUCGAGUUCGUGCAUAUUUAAUCUCAAAAUAUUUACGGCUAUUCGCAGUUCAUUACAUUGACGUUGCGCUACAAAAGAGUCAUCGCUCAUUUUGCUUGUCAACUGACCUUCAAAAGACAUUAUUCCUUAACCCUCUACCGCCAUAUGUCACUCUCCGGGAACAU
This is a messenger RNA of Hyalella azteca, 2705 nucleotides long. RefSeq names its product G protein-coupled receptor kinase 1 (gene Gprk1). Gene Ontology annotation, biological process: protein phosphorylation; G protein-coupled receptor signaling pathway; regulation of signal transduction. The record is from RefSeq and is a predicted model, not a curated record. Gene Ontology annotation, molecular function: G protein-coupled receptor kinase activity; G protein-coupled receptor binding; ATP binding. Lineage: Eukaryota; Metazoa; Arthropoda; Malacostraca; Amphipoda; Hyalellidae. The coding region runs from base 28 to 2082 and encodes 684 amino acids. The transcript has 15 exons.